Molecule: messenger RNA, 807 nt
Organism: Carya illinoinensis
Lineage: Eukaryota; Viridiplantae; Streptophyta; Magnoliopsida; Fagales; Juglandaceae
Exons: 2
Coding region: 1-807 (268 amino acids)
Source: RefSeq, a predicted model, not a curated record
AUGAAUGCCUUUUUUGAUGGCUAUGUUCAUGCUAAGACAAACUUGAAAGAGUUUGUCAAUCAAUAUGAUAAUGCCUUGAAAAAGAAAAUUGAGAAAGAAAAUGUAGCGGACUUCCACUCAUUUAAUGUCACAAUUCCCUGCAUUUCAAGAUCUCCAAUUGAAAAGAGGUAUCAAGAUUUGUACAAGAAUGGAAAGUUUAGGGAAGUUCAGCAACAACUUGCCCGCAUUAUCAACUUGGACCCAAUUUUACUCAAGGUGGAUGGUACCAUAAAGACCUAUGUAGUAGACGAUGAAGUUUGUCUCGAAGAGUUCACUAAGUUGGUUACACAUUCAGUGGACUUUAGUCAGGAAGAUACAUCAGUCAAGUUUUCUUGUGAGUUUUUUGAAAUGAGGGGGAUAGUAUAUUUUGGAUCGAUGGAGGAAGGACAUCAAAAGAAGAUACAUGUUAAUCCACAGCAGCUACGACACAGUCCAGCAACGGGAGGAUUCUUAGCUUAUUCAACUCUUUUGAACAUUUGUUAUAAGAUGAUUACUCAUACUGCGGGUUCGAGAGAACAUACUUUGGAUGCAACUAAUAAGUUGCUUGCAAUGAUUGACCUGUAUUCUGGCAAUCAAGAUCUCCCAUCGUACACCCAAAAUUGUCCCAAUGUUGCUGGUACAACAAAUGUUUCAGCUACUAUUGGUUCUUUAAAACAAGUACUCAGUCCACAUGUUGUGAGAGGGAAAGGGAGACCCUUAUCUCUGAGGAGAGCAUCUAGGAUGGAGAGAGACCUGCGAAAAGUAAAGGAGAAGACGAAGCGAGCAUAG